ACCUCUCUUCGUCGUUUUUAAUUCUGAAGGGUGUCGCGACAGACAAAAUAAUACUUUUUUUUUUUCUGUUCGACUUUCUCGCAUGGUUGUUGCAAAAUAACCAACAAUUCUACACAAAAUCGUAAUUAAAAACAAUUAAUAUUUAUUUGUGCGUGAAUUCUCAUUGUUAUUCUAAUGUAAUUUGUGUUUACUAAGCGAUUAAAAAACCGCAACGCAAUACUCUGUGUAUGUCUACCGUAUCACUUCACUUCAAAGAAAAAAAAGUGAAUUAUAUUUUCCUCCAUUCUCCGGCUGCCUUUGUGAAAUUAACUUAUUGUUUCGUGAUAGAAUAUUCAAAAAUUAUUAAAUUAAACUUUUAAGAACAGAAUUUGAUUAAAAUAUAAAAAAGAAAACCAAAUUCAGUGCCGCAGCAGCAGUUCUUGGACAGGAGAGUGCCAAAGAAGAGAAAAUAAAAUUGGAACCCAGCGUGACGCAGAUUUUAAAAAUAGCGCAAAACAAAUCCAAAAAUAUUUUUUUUUUCGUUUGCUUUUGAUUAUAAACUUGCCGAGGUUAACAACUAGAGAAAAACGUGAACAAAAACAAAAAGAACAACACAAAAAAAAAUUAAAUAAAUUAAGAAGAAUUGCUGCCGCUAGUUUGUUUGCUUUUACAUUUAGCCGCGGUCGUAACUUGUAGCUCGUAGCUAGUAUCUGCGGCUGGUCUUACUAACCUAACCAAUUAAUUUCCAUUCGAGAAAAGUUCUUAGAGCAGCGUCAACUUUUAUACACGAGAUAGAUCAUCAGUUUUAGUUGAUUGUUCGUGGUUGUUUUUGUUUUCUUAUUAGCGCUUAGACAUUGGAUUUGUGCCCGUGUCGUAUGGUGAAACAUUUUAAGAACUCAUCAAGGUGAUGUACGCAUUUAUAAACAACUCAAACUCGACAAAAAAAAACCAGUGAUAAAAGGGAAUUCCUUUGCUGGUACUGCUUGAGUUCGAAUGUGGAGCUAGGGUUGCCAAACGAUAAUUAUAAUACUCAAAAUACCUGAAGGCAGAGAUAUAUAAAUACAAGCUGAAGAACUUAACAAAUGCGAUUGCAUUUUGGAUUUUUGGACAGAAUCAAAAACGCUUAUAACAAUUUGACACCAUGAAUAACAAAAUGGAAGACUUAGACAAACUAACGGACAGCGAACUGCGUCAUCGUCUUCUGCAGUAUGGUUUUCCCAAUAUGCCGGUCACCGAGACAACUAGGAAAAUUCUCAUCAAGAAGCUCCGCAACCAUUUGACCAACGAGAAGGCCAAGCUGAAACGUCAAACCAACUAUGUAACACGUUACUCAUCCGACGAAGAAUCCGAUCAAAAUCCAAUAACGCCCUCGCCCAUACGAGGCCGUUCAUCGGUAAUGUCAAACUUUCGCACCACAUCAUCCACAUCAAAAACAUCACUAUCCAAGACAACACCCAACAAAAUGCCACCACCAGCAUCACCCAUUGUGCUAACCAGGCGAUCGGCAGCUUCAAAUCUUUCGUCGCCACCACCACCCACUCCAUCGUCUUAUACUGCAAACAAAUCAACAGGCUACUCAAGUCCCAGCAGUAGCCGAUAUAGUUCGUCGCCAAAGCAGAAGACAUCUCCGAAAAUCUACGUCCCACCACCAAUUCUGGCAUCGGAAAGCGAAGAAGAAUCGGAUUAUCUGUCGUACACCCCGAAGCAGUACAAUAAUUCACCGCCACCAGCAAGCACAUGGACAUACUCGAGUCCGUAUGUGCCGGCGACGCCGAAUAAUAUCACUCUUGACAGGAGUCUCAAUUGUUCGUGGAACACAUCUUCGUUGUAUCAAAACAAUGCCCCAACCUCUCACGUCUCGGCUUCGGCGUCAAACUCACCGAACAACAACUGCAACGGUCAGGGCACCAAUAAUGACCUAGGCUAUGGCGGCGACUUCACCAAGCGAUUGCUGAAACUCCGCGGAGAAACCAUCAGGGAUAGUAUCCUUCAGAAGCGCAGCAGUACUGGUGCAGCGAAACAACCGCUGCGCCAGAUCCACACAACCCCAUCGGUCGACCCGUCUGACAUCGUUUACCAACAGUCAGAGCGAUCGGAUAGCAACAUAUCACCCAGUACAGCAUUUGCCCAGUUGGUAGCGCGUCUCGACGAACAGUACGGCUUCAAGCAGACUUUCAUUCCAUGCGCUCUGGUUAGCAUCUUGCUUUUGUUUUUCUUCUUUGUCGCGUUCUUCUACAUGACUAUCAGUCCGGACCUUAUCAGCACCAUCAACGAGAAGAAUACCGAGUUCACUAUUUGCAAUCCGCACCAUGCUGAUUCGGCCAUAGCAACUGCAGGGUAUUCGUGCGUUGAAAAGGAUCAACUCCAAGCAGCGGUUCUUAUGUUGAAAUAUCUUAUGCCCGAGCUGCAGAAACGGGCCGAAGUCCAUUUCUGCAAAGACGCUUCCCAGGAACCCACUAUAAGCGCUAGAGACUUUGUCAAGCACCUGCACAAACUCGGUUUGACUACAGAUGUUCGCAAGACCCUCAAGGAUCUUCACAAUGCUGAAUAUUUGAUUGAGAAAAAUCCCCAAUGGAAGAUAAGACAUGUGUCACCGGUAUCCAAAGAAAUCAUGGCAUUCCAUGAAGUUGUCAAGCUGCGACCAACUCAAGGGAACUCCUUCACUAUCGAGAACCCUCGUCUUCCCAUCACCUGCACGAUCUCCAACAAGAUCCAGCAGUUCUUCGUGAUCAUAGGAUCGGCGACUCUCCUUGCCGUUGCAGUGCUUGCGAUCCACAUCGGCUACCGCUACAUCCAGAGUCGCCGCAAGACGCGAGCCGACGCCAUUGAGUACUACACAAACGAAAUAAUCACUGAGCUCAUGCGAAGAGCCAUCAGUCCCGACUCAACCCAGUCGGACGUGGUGGUCAAUCACCUCCGUGAUAAGCUGAUUCCACUGCACAAACGAAAACAGAUGCAAUCCGCCUGGAACGAGGCCAUUCAAAACCUCGAGCUCAACGAUAGUCGCAUUCAAUUCGAUCUGGCGCUGCGCAAUGGCGAGGAGUGCAAAACAAUGAAAUGGAUCGCCAAUGUCUCCGCCGAUAUGCUGGCUCGCACCGCCAACACCCUCAAACAGUGGCACAGUCCGGCUUUUGACAAGUCAAACAAAAUCGCAAACCCGCCUACAAAUUGCCUAAAAAUCCGUCAAAUGUUCGAGCCGCUCGAAGCGAACAAUCCCAACCUGAAGACCAUCAUCCAGGAUGCAAUUCUAGAGAAGGUCGGUCCCAAAUGCAAAAUCUACGACAUCCAGCUAGAUAAGCAGAGUUGUUGUGUCUACGUUCGGUGUGCUACCGAACACGACGCUGGCAUAGUUCACAACGAAAUCAAUGGCUGGUGGUUCGAUAAACGUUUGGUUUCUAUUAAGUUUUUGCGACUACAACGCUACCUCAGUCGGUUCCCGAAAUCAGCAUCGGGACCGAUGUGCCUUCAUCCAUCGAAUGCAAAUAAUUCGUCGAUGACGCAGUGUUCGAAGGACUUUGCCGGUGUGGUCAAUGGGGUGAAUGACGAAGAGGACGAUGACGAUGAAGAUGAUGAACUUGACGAAGAGGACUCAUAAUUUAUGGAGGAAAAAUUGAAAAUUUAUCACAGCGAUAGUGUAAGGGAAGAAGUAAGAAAAACAACAACAAAAACAACUGCUACAGCUCUAGUUAAGCCUUUUACUUAAAUUAACUCUUUUUUUUCUAAGAAAUUUUUUUUAUUUUUUGUUUUUUCAAUUCUUGUUUCUUGUUUUCUUUUUUUCAACAAAAGAAGACAACAAAAUAUAAUAAUAUAGUUGUAUAUUUUUAAGAUUUAUAUAAGUUCUUUCUCAUCUUUCUUUCUUUCUCCUCCUUCUUUCUUUUCACUCAUUUAGGUAUUUAGUUGUAAUAAAAGAAAAAGUUGAGAGAUUAACAAACGCACAGAUUUGAAAUGGAAAUAUGUUAAAUUGUAAUGGAAUUAUUUGGCAUGCUUGAAGAGCUAACUUUGACUUAAACUUCAUUCAAGUCUCUCCGAAUAUUAUAUCCUAAAAAAAUUAUGCAACGACCUUAUUGAAAGAACAUCUGUAUGACAGUAUGUCACUUUUUCAUAAAACAAAUUAGUGGUAUUCAAAUUUUUAUUGAGAUUUCAUCCAUAACUUGAACUGAAUUUUGUAAGCUUUAAAUUUUUGUUUCCAAAUCAAUAAAACAAAAAAACGUGGCAUUUCUUAAAACAAACAAUAUUUGCAUUUUUUAAAGUGCUUAAAUCUUUUCGUUAAAAUUCUAUUGCAAGAAGUAAAUUAAAAAAUCAGAAUCAAUUUGUAAUUAUUUGUAUGUCAUGUUCUAAGUUCCCUUUUUUAUGGAUCGUUUUUUUUUUAUGGAUUGUGUUUGUUAAACCUAACUAAGCUUUACAUAUAUAAAAUUGAAACAGACAUUAAAAAAAAACACUAACCAUUAUUUUUCUUUAAAAUGAGAUUUUUACUAAAGUGAUUGUAAAUUACAAACAAACAAAAAAUAAAGAAAAAAAUAAAUAAUAAUUUGUUAAAAUGUAGAGAAAAAGAAAAACAUUAAAUUAAUAAUAAUUGUCAGCGGAAAUUUCUUUUACUAUUUAGUUUUAUUUUCAGCACUUUGUGUAAGUUAAUAAAUGAAUAUAACUUUUA
This is a messenger RNA of Eupeodes corollae, 4630 nucleotides long. RefSeq names its product inner nuclear membrane protein Man1 (gene MAN1). The record is from RefSeq and is a predicted model, not a curated record. Gene Ontology annotation, cellular component: nuclear inner membrane. NCBI's taxonomy places the organism in Eukaryota, Metazoa, Arthropoda, Insecta, Diptera, Syrphidae. The transcript has 2 exons. Gene Ontology annotation, molecular function: chromatin DNA binding. Gene Ontology annotation, biological process: nuclear envelope organization; negative regulation of BMP signaling pathway. Bases 1121 to 3574 code for a protein of 817 amino acids.